AUGUGCUACCUUACUAUUUGCGUGCCGACCAUUGCUACAGACAACAAGGGUCUGCCGCACACACUCGAACACCUGGUAUUAUGUGGAUCAGAAAGCUAUCCCAACCGUGGAAGCCUAGACGCAAUUGCUGGCUGUAAUUUCUCAUAUGGUACAUGUGGGUGUACCAAUGCAGACCACACAUUCUACACAGUUACAACUGCAGGCGAGGAGGCGAUCGCCAAUAUGCUACCAGUCUUCCUGGACCAUGUUCUUCAUCCUCUACUAUCCGACGACCAGUUCGUAACUGAAGUCUACCAUUUCGACGCUGAUGGCAAGGAGCGAGGCGUCGUUUUCAGCGAAGAGGUUGCUACCGAGAACAGUAGAUUCGAUUUGGUGGAAUUUGCUUUGUACAAGUUGAUGUAUUCUGAGAAAUCACCAUACUCCUACAACUUUGGCGGCCUUACCAAGGAUAUUGCGACGCUGACAAACCAGGAGAUCAUCGACUACCAUCGCAGAUUCUACGAUGCCAACAACAUCACAGUUCUGCUGGUUGGAUCUUUCAGCGACUCAUUCGAGAGCGUUCUUCAG
Linderina pennispora is the source of this 567-nucleotide messenger RNA. Its product is annotated as LuxS/MPP-like metallohydrolase. Gene Ontology annotation, molecular function: metal ion binding. NCBI's taxonomy places the organism in Eukaryota, Fungi, Kickxellomycota, Kickxellomycetes, Kickxellales, Kickxellaceae. The transcript has a single exon. The annotation marks the transcript as partial. The record is from RefSeq and is a predicted model, not a curated record.